Messenger RNA from Chiloscyllium plagiosum (whitespotted bambooshark), 1517 nucleotides. RefSeq names its product chondroadherin (gene chad). NCBI's taxonomy places the organism in Eukaryota, Metazoa, Chordata, Chondrichthyes, Orectolobiformes, Hemiscylliidae. Gene Ontology annotation, molecular function: protein binding. The record is from RefSeq and is a predicted model, not a curated record. Gene Ontology annotation, biological process: axonogenesis; positive regulation of synapse assembly.
AAGUCUCUUCUGUGCUCCCCUGUUUCUGUUGCUGCUGUCCAGAUGAUCAAGCCGAGGUGGAUUUUGGAACUAAAUCGAGAUUGUGGCAAAUUACAGGAGAUGGAUCCAACUGAGAGUACCUGGCUGUGUUUCGUCCGCCUCAAUCUGUAACGCUUUGCCUUAUUUACACACCCAAAGCAGGUCUCCUGCCUCUUGGCUUUUGCAGUGUUAAAUGGUGAGCAGUUGGGGAGCAGUCUCCGCCUCUAAAGGUUCUAUCCUGGAGCUGAGGUUUGCAGGUUAUAAAUAGCGGCUCUCUGGGUUGCAGUGUUCGCUCGGAGCUGCAGGAUCCCUGCUCCCAGUGUGUGUGCGUGUCUCCUGGCCGGACAAUGCAUUACCUUAGCUGGCUGUUCCUCGCCCCGCUAUUAGCCCUGGUGACAGCAGCUCCUCGCUGUCCCAGUGGCUGCCAUUGUCUGGGGGACCUGCUCCACGUGGUGUGUGAGAACAGAGGGCUGAAGAAAAUCCCAAGAGUUCCCAACAAGGUCCGGCUCCUGAGUCUGCAGCAGAACAACUACCCCAUUCUCCCUUCCAAUGGCUUCAGCUCCAUGAAGGGCCUGGUUUCACUCCAUCUCCAGGAUUGUCACAUCCGAGAGAUCUCCCCCAAUGCUUUCCGUGGGCUCAAGAAGCUCGUCUAUCUGUACUUGUCCAACAAUGAGAUUAACACCAUCAGGCCAGGUGCCUUCCAGGACCUCUCACAAUUGACCUACCUCUACAUGGACAACAACCGAAUCAGUGAGCUCGCCAAGGGGCUGCUGAACCCGCUCAAGAGCUUGUUCCUGCUGCAGCUCUCCAACAACAGGAUGCACCAGAUCAAACCGGGCACCUUCGCUGGCGCUAAGGAACUGCGGUGGCUCCACCUCAGCGGUAAUGACAUGACCACCAUCCUGCCCGGCGCCCUGGAUGAUGUUGAGAACUUGGCGACCCUUCACCUGGACAAGAACAAACUGAACAGCUUCCCGGCAGCGGCCCUCAGCAAGCUCAGGGUGGUCGAGGAACUGAAACUCUCCUUCAACUCCAUCAGAACCAUCCCUGACAAUGCAUUCCGCUCGUUUGGAAGAUACGUCGAGCGUAUGUGGCUCAACAACAUGGGACUGGAGAGGUUUUCAGAUGGAGCAUUCAAUGGCGUCACCGGCCUGUCAGCCCUCCACCUGAAUGACAACAAAUUGGAAACUCUACCUUCAAACCUCGUCUUGACCAAAAUGAAGAACAUGACUCUCUCCAACAAUCCCUGGCAUUGUUCCUGUCCACUUGCUGCAGUACGAAGAUGGAUGGAUACUAGCAGGAUUCGUCCAGAUGGUGUCUGUGCUUCUCCAAGUCAAUACCGUGGUCAGCAGAUCCGGGAAACCUCUGCCUUCAGAACUUGCCCAAGACGUGCAAAGCGUAACAAGAAGAAUGCACUCUGAGCAGGUGGUGGGAAUGUCCGUCCUGGAGACUGACUCCUCGUUUGACAAUACCAACUGCUGACUCCUCACAGCCACUUC